AUGACUGGCGAUAUAGUAGUAAACAUUGUUGGAGAGCUGGCGUCUGUGGAGCGGUAUAUUUCUCCGGGGUGGACUUUGGAGCAAAUCAAGGCGCGGAUUGAAACAAUCACGGGGGUGCCGCCGGCCUCUCAGAUGCUGACGGUGAGAGAUCCCCACGGACACAGCCGGCGCUCUCUGGAGAGCUUUGGGCCUUCAACAACGGUUGCCGCAAUGGGGAUUACAGAAAAGUCGCAGAUCGACGUGUCAGAUACCCGUCCACGCGACCGAAGACUGGACUUCAAUGGCGAAGUUGAGAAAUACGAGAUGCCGCUGUCAGAUUAUGAGAAGCGAUCUGACUCUGUUCUUGAAUGGAAAAGGCAGAAUCGUCUUGGCAGGUUCCAGGAAGCGCCUUUGCAAACACCGACGCACGAAGAAAUUGAGGAAGAAUGCAGUCUCACGGUCGGCAAGGACUGCUGGGUCAAGCUGGCCAACGGAACGAAAAAGGCCCAGAUCGCAUAUGUUGGCUCGGUCGAGGGAAUCCCUGCGGGAACGUGGGUGGGUCUCAGACUCCACGAAGCACUAGGCAAGAACGAUGGCAGCGUCAAAGGCAAACGGUACUUUGAUGCGGAGGCCAAUCACGGGGUUUUUGUCCGUCCGUCGGCCGUUACAGAAAUUGACGACAACGACGAUCUCGAAGAGCUUUGA
Messenger RNA from Wickerhamiella sorbophila, 684 nucleotides. Its product is annotated as Cell polarity protein alp11. Gene Ontology annotation, molecular function: microtubule plus-end binding. The transcript has a single exon. Lineage: Eukaryota; Fungi; Ascomycota; Dipodascomycetes; Dipodascales; Trichomonascaceae. The record is from RefSeq and is a predicted model, not a curated record. Gene Ontology annotation, cellular component: cytoplasm; microtubule plus-end; nucleus. The coding region runs from base 1 to 684 and encodes 227 amino acids. Gene Ontology annotation, biological process: cytoplasmic microtubule organization.